AUGCCUAACUUUACCUUGCCAUUUAUACUUUAUGCUGUGCUCAUGGGUUUCCAUAAAAAAACCCAUCAUCAUUUUGCUGCAUGUAACGCGAACUGCAAAAUUUAUCUGCAACUUCUAAGCAGAUUCUUGCUUCAAUUGGGUAUACAGGCUUUGUGAGUCUUCAUAUCAAGCUUUUGAAUUUCUCCGGACAGGACCUGCUUGUCUUCUGAACUUCUCUACCACCUUUUAUCAUUGCUGAUCAGUGACCAGAUUGGGAAUUGCAUUUGAAAAGGAAAAACCAGUGAUCUUAAAGAUGGAGUGCAGUAGACUUAAUAUGAGGGCCCGUUGCACUGGGUCAACACCAUCAGAGGAAUCGGCACUGGAUACUGAAAGGAACUGUUACAUUCAUCCUAGUCUGUCUUCAUUAAGUCCCCGAACUCUUCAACCUUUUGCUUCUGCUGGACAGCAUGGUGAGAGCAAUGCUGCUUACUUCUCUUGGCCUAGUUGUCGGUUAAAUGAUGCUGCUGAAGAGAGGGCAAACUACUUUGCAAAUCUGCAGAAAGGGGUUUUACCUGAAACUCUUGGUCAGUUACCAAAGGGGCAACGGGCAAACACAUUGCUUGAACUCAUGACCAUUAGGGCAUUUCAUAGCAAGAUCUUGCGAUGUUACAGUCUUGGAACAGCAAUUGGUUUCCGUAUUCAGCGAGGUGUUCUGACAGAUAUACCAGCCAUUCUUGUUUUUGUUUCCAGGAAAGUUCAUAAGCAGUGGCUCAGUCCCAUACAAUGUCUGCCUAAUGCCCUUGAGGGACCAGGAGGUGUGUGGUGUGAUGUUGAUGUGGUUGAGUUCUCAUAUUUCGGUGCACCUGAGCCAACUCCCAAGGAACAGUUAUACACUGAAAUUGUGGAUGAUUUGCGUGGGGGUGAUUUGUGCAUUGGUUCAGGUUCUCAGGUUGCAAGCCAGGAGACCUAUGGAACUUUGGGUGCUAUUGUGAGGAGUCAGACUGGCAGUAGACAAGUUGGUUUCCUAACAAAUAGGCAUGUGGCAGUUGACUUGGAUUACCCAAAUCAAAAAAUGUUUCAUCCUUUGCCCCCAACACUUGGACCUGGGGUAUAUCUUGGUGCAGUGGAGAGAGCUACUUCAUUUAUCACAGAUGAUCUUUGGUAUGGCAUUUUUGCUGGAAUAAACCCUGAGACAUUUGUAAGAGCAGAUGGGGCAUUUAUCCCAUUCGCAGAUGAUUUUGAUAUGUCCACUGUGACUACAUCUGUGAAAGGUGUAGGAGAGAUAGGGGAUGUUAAGAUUACAGAUUUGCAGUCUCCAAUCAGCAGCCUUAUUGGGAAGCAGGUGAUGAAGGUUGGAAGAAGUUCUGGCUUGACCACGGGAACUGUAUUGGCGUAUGCCCUUGAGUACAACGACGAGAAAGGCAUAUGCUUCUUGACAGAUUUUCUUGUUGUUGGUGAGAACCAGCAGACUUUCGAUCUUGAAGGAGAUAGUGGAAGCCUCAUCAUAAUGAAAGGUGAUAAUGGUGAGAAGCCACGGCCUAUCGGUAUCAUAUGGGGUGGUACUGCUAAUCGAGGCCGACUUAAGCUGAAAAUUGGCCAGCCUCCUGAAAAUUGGACUAGUGGAGUUGAUCUCGGGCGACUUCUCAAUCUCCUUGAACUUGAUCUCAUCAACACCAAUGAAGGGCUUAAAGCUGCAGUAAAAGAACAAAGAGCUGCAUCAGCAACAGUGAUCGGCUCCACGGUGGGAGACUCCUCAACUCCAGAUGGAAUGCUCCCAAAGGACAAAGAUGAAGACAAAUUUGAGUCGCUAGGUCUUCAAAUUGAGCAUAUCCCCUUGGAUUUGGAAGUAGAACACAGCAACCCUGAAAUGAACCCGCCACUUGCUGAAACUGAAUUUCAUUUGGAAGAUGGAAUCAAGGUGGUUCCUAGUAUUGAACAUCAAUUUAUACCAAGCUUCAUAAGACAGUCUCCACUGCACAGAAACAGCUCGUCAGAGAGGGCAGUAUCACAGAAUCUUGCUUCUCUAAAGAAUGGCUGCAAUGAAGAUGCAUGUGUUUCGUUGCAUUUGGGUGACAAUGAGGCCAAAAGGAGGCGGUCAAUUGCUUCGAGUAGUACCGAAGAACAAAAUGAAGUAAUGAACUGAGUUGUGGCUUGAACUUCAGUCAUUAGGUGAUUUUUCUGCCUUAGAAACACUGGUUAUACAUUAUGUUGUACUGGGUAAUUGCUGCUCAAGCAAAUGGGCAGUGACCCUACAAAUUCAGUGCUUUCCCUGCUGAAUGGUGAAUCAUGGUUCGGUUAAAAAUGUCAACUUUGCUUUAUCAUGGUUUCUGUUAAAUGUUAAGCUUUGGCAUGCAGGUUUGACUCUUUGAAAAAAUUUGACAUUUUUGAGGUUCAAA
Jatropha curcas is the source of this 2375-nucleotide messenger RNA. Its product is annotated as Trypsin family protein. NCBI's taxonomy places the organism in Eukaryota, Viridiplantae, Streptophyta, Magnoliopsida, Malpighiales, Euphorbiaceae. The record is from RefSeq and is a predicted model, not a curated record.